UACACAGGAUGUGCAGUCCAACUAUUUUUUUUUUAUUUUUUGUCUCAGCAGAGUUUUCCCUGCUGACCAUCAUGUGCUACGACCGCUACGUGUCCAUCUGCAAACCCCUGCACUAUGGGACCCUCCUGGGCAGCAGAGCUUGUGCCCACAUGGCAGCAGCUGCCUGGGCCAGUGGCUUUCUCAAUGCUCUCAUGCACACAGCCAAUACAUUUUCCCUGCCCCUCUGCCAGGGCAAUGCCCUGGGGCAGUUCUUCUGUGAAAUCCCACAGAUCCUCAAGCUCUCCUGCUCACACUCAAACCUCAGGGAACUUGGGCUUCUUUGUUUUUCUUUCUGUUUAGCACUUGGUUGUUUUGUGUUCAUUGUUUUCUCCUAUGUGCAGAUCUUCAGGGCUGUGCUGAGGAUCCCCUCUGAGCAGGGACGGCACAAAGCCUUUUCUACCUGCCUCCCUCACCUGGCUGUGGUCUCCCUGUUUAUCAGCACUGGCACAUUUGCCUACCUGAAGCCUCCCUCCAUCUCUUCCCCAUCCCUGGAUCUGGCCCUGUCAGUUCUGUACUCAGUGGUGCCUCCAGCCUUGAACCCCCUCAUCUACAGCCUGAGGAACCAGGAGCUCAAGGCUGCAGUGUGGAGAAUGAUCACUGGAUGGUUUCAGAAACUGCUUACCAAUUUCUGCAAAUCACUUGUAAUAAAGUGA
Poecile atricapillus (Black-capped chickadee) is the source of this 692-nucleotide messenger RNA. Its product is annotated as olfactory receptor 14J1-like. The record is from RefSeq and is a predicted model, not a curated record. The transcript has a single exon. Gene Ontology annotation, cellular component: membrane. NCBI's taxonomy places the organism in Eukaryota, Metazoa, Chordata, Aves, Passeriformes, Paridae. Gene Ontology annotation, molecular function: G protein-coupled receptor activity; olfactory receptor activity. Bases 9 to 692 code for a protein of 227 amino acids. Gene Ontology annotation, biological process: G protein-coupled receptor signaling pathway.